Penicillium crustosum is the source of this 2097-nucleotide messenger RNA. RefSeq names its product putative chitin synthase activator (Chs3) (gene chs3). Gene Ontology annotation, molecular function: protein binding. The transcript has a single exon. Bases 1 to 2097 code for a protein of 698 amino acids. NCBI's taxonomy places the organism in Eukaryota, Fungi, Ascomycota, Eurotiomycetes, Eurotiales, Aspergillaceae. The record is from RefSeq and is a predicted model, not a curated record.
AUGGCCAGUCCUGCCCCAGGACAUGAGGCCCUGCCAUCUCCCCCACCAGCUUACCUCCGAUCCUCACCUCCAUUCACCGCAUCGCAAUCACCACAAUCACCACGGACCAUCCCGAACCGACCCCAGAGCUUGAUCCUCACCCGCAAACCAAUCUCUACCUCACACUCCGAAACCUCUCCCGUUAUUCAGAAUUCGCCACGCUCGCCAGUUAAAAUCGCACAUGGCGCAGACAUUCCCGAUGCCUCGAGCGCGCGCAUCGAAGGCGCAUACAGUGGGCCCACCACACCGCAAUUGGAGCUUUCCGAGUUCGCAGACAUGUCCCUCAACAGUCCCGUACAGCAGCCGCAGCAAAGCUGGAAUCCUGCCGACCCUCCACGGCGAGACCUAACACAGGCCCCGAACUACACACACUCGCAUUCGUACGGUCACACCCCAGCGAGCAGCGGCUCAUGGUCAGUGGUAGAGCCGCAGAAAGACGAUGGACACGGAAACCCGAAAAAGAGCGGCUCCUCGCUAGAGCGCGAGGGUCAGAGCUACGGCUCUUCACGGGGAAGCUUGGAUAGCGUGGCGCAGGCGUCAGACAGCUACGAGCCUGAGCCUCUGACCUAUCACCACCAGCAACAGCCGCCUGCGGCACAUACAAAGAAUCCCGCACCCAAUGCCGGAGAUAACCCAUCCGCCUCAACGGACAAGCUUGCCGUUAGACGAUCAAGGCUUUCGCGGCCUCUUUCGACAUACUCCUCGGCCUCAGACAGUGGUCAACGCCGGAAUAUCUCCGCAUCGCCGUAUCUACAUGCACGAUCCUCCUCACGGAACUCGUUCGGAACCCCCGAAAACAGGUCUUCGUCAGUACUCGAUCUACUCAAUACAUCAUACCCGCAGCCGGGCCCAGCCACGCAAUUCGACAACUCGCGUCUCCAAGCCUCAGUCGGAAACAACGCCUCUCUCCUUAGCCACAAAGAGACAUUCGAGAUGUACCUCGCAAACGUAAAGAAAACCGACGACCCAACCGUGCUCUACGAAUUCGCCGUGUUCAUGGUAAACUCAAUGCGCGAGAUGCCAGCCAUGGACCUCGAAGAGACCAGCCCGAUCACGCGCGCCCGUCUACUCCGCGAAUCAAAAUCCAUCCUCCAGCGCCUCGCAGACCGUAGCUUCCCCUUUGCACAGUACUAUCUUGGCGACGGGUACGCAUCAGGCCUGUUCAGCAAAGGCGCCGAAGACCACGACCGAUCCUUCCCGCUCUUCCUCGCAGCUAGCAAACACGGCCACGUCGAAGCCUGCUACCGCACAGCGCUUUGCUACGAAUUCGGCUGGGGAUGUCGUGUCGACGGAAGCCGCGCAGUCCAGUUCUACCGUCAGGCAGCGUCGAAAAACCACCCGGGUGCCAUGAUGCGCAUGGCCAACGCCUGUAUUGCUGGCGAUAUGGGACUGGGCAAGCGGUACCGCGAGGGUGUUAAGUGGCUGAAGCGCGCGACCGAGUCUGCAGACACGCAGUAUAACGCCGGUCCGUAUGAGCUCGGUGUGAUGCACGAGAGGGGUUUCGGAGAGGAUGUCUUCCCCGAUGCCACUUAUGCAGCGCAGCUAUUUACUAAAUCCGCUGAGCUGGGCCAUGUUGAGGCUUGCUAUCGUCUCGGCGAUGCGUACGAGCAUGGGAGAUUGAAUUGUCCACGCGACCCGGCGCUCAGUAUUCAUUUCUACACCGGUGCCGCGCAGAAUGGGCAUGCGGUGGCGAUGAUGGCGCUUUGUGCGUGGUAUCUCGUUGGUGCGGAGCCUGUCCUCGAGAAGGAUGAGAGCGAGGCGUAUGAGUGGGCUCUCCGGGCUGCGAAUCUCGGCCUCGCGAAGGCUCAGUAUGCUGUCGGCUACUUUACUGAAAUGGGUAUUGGCUGUCGUCGUGAUCCUCUCGAGUCGAAUGUGUGGUAUGUCAAGGCGGCAGACCAGGGGGAUGAACGAGCUAAGCAUCGCAUUGCUACAAUCCGAGCUGCGGCAGAAGGUUCAUAUGCAGGCGUGGGUGGUCGCAAUGGAGCGACCCGCAACGGAGGCCGACUCAAGAAAGCCGAGCGCAAGGAUAAGAACCCAAGUAAUGGCCAGGGUGAGUGA